AUGUUACCCCUUUAUGUAUUUUUUAAUAAAGCUUCAUUGAAGGUUCCUCAUGCUGAGGACAAGGUUCUUCCCGCAGAAGAAAAGGUUCUUCACGCCGAAGACAAGGUUCCUCACGCUGAGGACAAGGUUCUUCACGCUGACGACAAGGAUCUUCACCAUGAGGACAAGGUUCUCACGCUGAGGACAAGGUUCUCACGCUGAGGAGAAGGUUCUUCACGCUGAGGACAAGGUUCUUCACCCUGAGGACAAGGUUCUUCACGCUGAGGACAAGGUUCUUCACGCUGAGGAGAACGUUCUUCACGAUGAGGACAAGGUUCUUCACCAUGAGGACAAGGUUCUUCACGCUGAGGAAAAGGUUCUUCACGCUGAAAACAAGGUUCGUCACCUUAGAACAAGAUUCCUCACGCUGAGGAGAAGGUUCCUCACGCUGAGGACAAGGUUCCUGAUUCUGAGACAAGGGUUCUUCACGUGGACGACAAGGUUCUUCACGCCGAGGACAAGGUUCUCACGCUGACGAGAAAGUUCUUCAAGCUGAGGACAAGGUUCCUCACACUGAGGACAAGGUUCCUCAUGCUGAGGACAAGGUUGCUCAUGCUGAGAACAAGGUUCCUCACGCUGAGGACAAGGUUCCUCACGCUGAGCACAAGGUUCUUCACGCUGAGGACAAAGUUUUUCUGAAAACCUUUGAACAACAUUCAUCACGCUGAGGACAAGGUUCCUGAUGCUGAGAACAAGGUUCUUCACGUCGACACAAGGUCCGUCAGGCUGAGGACAAGGUUCUUCAAGCUGAGGAUAAGGUUCCUAACGCUCAGGACAAGGUUCCUCACGCUGAGGAUAAGGUUCCUCACGCUGAGGACAAGGUUCCUAACGCGGCGGACAAGGUUCUUCUCGUUCAGGACAAGGUUCCUCAAAUUAGAACAAGGUUCCUCAAGCUGAGGACAAGGUUCCUCACGCUGAGGACAAGGUUCCUCACGCUGAGGAGAAGGUUCUUCACGCUGAGGACAAGGUUCUUCACCAUGAGGACAAUGUUCUUCACGCUGAGGAGAAGGUUCUUCACGCUGAGGACAAGGUUCUUCACCUUAGAACAAGAUUCCUUACGCUGAGGACAAGGUUCCUUUCGCUGAGGACAAGGUUCCUGAUGCUGAGAACAAGGUUCUUCACGUGGACGAAAAGGUUCUUCACGCCGAGGACAAGGUUCCUCACGCUGAGGACAAAGUACUUCAAGCUGAGGACAAGGUUCCUCACGCUGAGGACAAGGUUCAGGACAAGGUUCCUCACGCUGAGGACAAGGUUCCUCACGCGAACGACAAGGUUCUUCACGCUGAGGACAAGGUUCUUCACCUUAGAACAAGAUUCAUCACGCUGAGGACAAGGUUCCUCACGCUGAGGACAAGGUUCUUGAUGCUGAGAACAAGGUUCUUCACGUGGACGACAAGGUUCGUCACUCUGAGGAAAAGGUUCUUCAAGCUGAGGACAAGGUUCCUCACGGUCAGGACAAGGUUCCUCACGCUCAGGACAAGGUUCCUCACGCUGAGGAUAAGGUUCCUCACGCUGAGGACAAGGUUCCUAACGCGGCGGACAAGGUUCUUCUCGUUCAGCACAAGGUUCCUUAAAUUAGAACAAGGUUCCUCAAGCUGAGGACAAGGUUCCUCACGCUGAGGACAAGGUUCCUCACGCUGAGGAGACGGUUCUUCACGCUGAGGACAAGGUUCUUCACCAUGAGGACAAAGUUCUUCACGCUGAGGAGAAGGUUCUUCACGCUGACGACAAGGUUCUUCACCUUAGAACAAGAUUCCUUACGUUGAGGACAUGGUUCCUUACGCUGAGGACAAGGUUCCUGAUGCUGAGACCAAGGUUCUUCACGUGGACGAAAAGGUUCUUCACGCCGAGGACAAGGUUCCUCACGCUGAGGACAAAGUACUUCAAGCUGAGGACAAGGUUCCUCACGCUGAGGACAAGGUUCCUUACGCUAACGACAAGGUUCUUCACCUUAGAACAAGAUUCAUCACGCUGAGGACAAGGUUCCUCACGCUGAGGACAAGGUUCUUGAUGCUGAGAACAAGGUUGUUCACGUGGACGACAAGGUUCGUCACGCUGAGGAAAAGGUUCUUCAAGCUGAGGACAAGGUUCCUCAUGCUGAGGACAAGGUUCCUCACGCUCAGGACAAGGUUCCUCACCUUGAGGACAAGGUUCUUCACGCUGAGGACAAUGUUCUUCUCGCUGAGGACAAGGUUCCCACGCUGAGGACAAGGUUCAUCACGCGGGGGACAAGGUUCUUCACGCUGAGGACAAGGUUCCUCCAAUUAGAACAAUUUUACUAAGCUGAGGACAAGGUUACUCAUGCUGAGGACAAGGUUCUUCACGCUGAGGGCAAGGAUCUUCACGCUGAGGACAAGGUUCUUCACGCCGAGACAAGGUUCCUCACGCUGAGGACAAGUUCUUCACGCUGAGGACAAGGUUCUUCACGCCGAGAACAAGGUUCUUCACGCCGAGGACAAGGUUCCUCCAGCUGAGGACAAGGUUCUUCACGCAUAGGACAAGCUUCUUCACGCGGAGGACAAGGUUCCCACGCUGAGAACAAAGUUCUUCACGCUGAGGAAAAGGUUGCUCAACUUAGAACAGUGUUCCUCACGCUGAGGACAAGGUAUCUCACGCUGAGGACAAGGUUCUCCACGCUGAGGACAACGUUCUUCACGCUGAGGGCAAGGUACUUCAUGCCGAGGCAAGGUUCCUCAUGCUAAGGACACGGUUCUUCAAGCUGAGGACAAUGUUCCUCACACUCUGUACAAGGUACCUCACGCUAAGGAAAAGUUCCUCACGCUGACAACAAGGUUCCGAAUGCUGAGAACAAGGUUCCUCACAAUGAGGACAUGGUUCCCACGCUGAGGACAAGGUUCUUUACGCUGACGACAAUGUUCUUCACCCUGAGGACAAGGUUCUUCACGCUGAGGACAAAGUCCUUCACGAUGAGGACAAGGUUCUUCACGCUGAGGGCAAGGUUCUUCACGCAGAAGAAAAUUCUCGUCACGCUGAGGACAGGGUUCUUCACGAGGAGAACAAGGUUCUUCACGCCGAGGACAAGGUUACUCACGCUGAGGACAAGGACCUUCACGCUGAGGACAAGGAUAUUCCCGCUGAGAACAUGGUUCCUCAACUUAGAACAAGGUUCCUCAUGCUGAGGACAAGGUUCCUCAAGCUGAAGACAAGGUUCCUCACGGUGAGAACAGGGUUCUUCCCGCUGAGGGCAAGAUCCUUCACCCAGAGGACAAUGUUCCUCACGCUGAUGACAAAGUUCCUCAAGCUAAGGACAAGGUUCUUCACGCUGAGAACAAGGUUCUUCAGGCUGAAGACAAGGUUCCUCACGCUGAGGACAAGGUUCUUCACGCUGACGACAAGGAUAUUCCCGCUAAGAACAGGGUUCCUCAACUUAGAACAAGGUUCCUCACUCUGAGGACAAGGUUCCUCACGCUAAGGAAAAGAUCCUCACGCUGA
This is a messenger RNA of Paramuricea clavata, 3492 nucleotides long. Lineage: Eukaryota; Metazoa; Cnidaria; Anthozoa; Malacalcyonacea; Plexauridae. The record is from the annotation of a GenBank genome assembly.